Zonotrichia albicollis (white-throated sparrow) is the source of this 1809-nucleotide messenger RNA. RefSeq names its product dolichyl-phosphate N-acetylglucosaminephosphotransferase 1 (gene DPAGT1). The record is from RefSeq and is a predicted model, not a curated record. Gene Ontology annotation, molecular function: UDP-N-acetylglucosamine-dolichyl-phosphate N-acetylglucosaminephosphotransferase activity. Gene Ontology annotation, cellular component: membrane. NCBI's taxonomy places the organism in Eukaryota, Metazoa, Chordata, Aves, Passeriformes, Passerellidae. Gene Ontology annotation, biological process: dolichol-linked oligosaccharide biosynthetic process.
UAACGCCCGGCCGGGAAGGCGGUGGGCAGCGCCCCCGCCCGGCCUCGCUCCGCGCCCUUGGCAGGGGCAGCGCCCGCCGCGGCCAUGGCGGCCUGGCCCACUGUGCCCCUCCUCAUCAACCUCGGCGGGUCGCUGCUGGGCUUCGCGGCCACGCUCACGCUGAUUCCGGCCUUCACGGACCACUUCCUCGCCGCGCGGCUCUUCGGGGAGGACCUCAACAAGACCUCAAGGCGGCCCGUCCCCGAAGCACAGGGCGUGAUCAGCGGUGCCGUGUUCCUGAUCAUCCUCUUCUGCUUCAUCCCCGUGCCCUUCCUGAGAUGUUUUGUGGAGGAGCAGUGCGCGGCCUUUCCUCACGACGAGUUCGUGGAGCUCAUCGGUUCGCUCCUUGCCAUCUGCUGCAUGAUUUUCCUGGGCUUUGCAGAUGAUGUUCUGAACCUGCGCUGGCGCCACAAGUUGCUUCUUCCUACCAUGGCUUCCCUCCCUCUGCUCAUGGUUUACUUCACCAACUUUGGGAACACGACCAUUGUGGUGCCUAAGCCCUUCCGGGUGUUGCUGGGCAUGCACUUGGACCUGGGUAUCCUCUACUACGUGUACAUGGGUAUGCUAGCAGUGUUCUGCACUAAUGCCAUCAACAUUCUUGCUGGAAUUAAUGGAAUUGAAGCAGGACAGUCGCUGGUGAUAGCUGCUUCCAUUAUCAUAUUCAAUAUUGUAGAGCUAAACGGGGAUUAUCAAGAUGAUCACAUUUUUUCUCUCUACUUCAUGAUUCCCUUUUUUUUUACCACACUGGGCCUAUUUUACUACAACUGGUACCCAUCUCGAGUGUUUGUUGGGGAUACCUUCUGCUACUUUGCUGGCAUGACCUUUGCUGUGGUGGGGAUCUUGGGACACUUCAGCAAAACAAUGCUGCUUUUUUUCAUCCCACAAGUACUCAACUUCCUCUAUUCAUUGCCUCAACUCUUCCACGUCAUUCCUUGUCCCCGUCACCGGCUACCGAGGCUUAAUCCUAGUACAGGCAAGUUGGAGAUGAGCUACUCCAAAUUCAAAACUAAGAGCCUCUCUGCCCUGGGAACAAGCAUUCUGAAGGUAGUCAAGAUCUUGCACGUAGUAGAUGUGAGGAGUGGAACAGAUGAAGAUGGCGAAUACACUGAAUGCAAUAAUAUGACACUUAUUAAUUUUGUCAUAAAGCUGAUUGGACCCACCCACGAGCGAAAUCUCACUCUUCUGUUGCUACUCAUUCAGGUCCUUGGCAGCACGAUUGCAUUUUCGAUCCGGUACCAACUAGUGCGCUUGUUUUAUGAUGUCUGACUGGACUGUCAGGAGUGAGGGAAAGAGUUCUACCUGGCAGUCCAUUUUAUCCAGUUGCUUGACCAACUGAUGAUUCAACUGAUGUUGCUCCCACCCUCUGGGAACCUCAGAAUACCUGUCAAAACACAAGCAACUGCUUUGCGUGAGCUAGUUUUGAACCGGGAUGUUCUUUGUGCACCAGAGGCUUUUGUCCAAUUCUGUGAUAGAAAAGAUUCACUACUACUCGGACAUGAUUGUUACUAGGAAUACCUUUUAGAAGGGAAGCAAAUGACAGCACUUAGGGAAAGUGGGAAAGGUGGAAUCUCUAUAUGUCUAACAAAGACUACUGUUCACCAAGAGAGAAAACAGCAGCUUUAAUUUCUGUGAGCAGAAUAAGUAAACCAGAUGCCAUUCCUGGCUUCUCCAACCAAUCCUGUUUUUGGUCCAUGGACACAGAAUGUCAUGUUAUAACCCGUACUCAAAACUAAGAGUGCUCCAAGAAUAAAAUAAUUCAUGGUACCUUUU